Molecule: messenger RNA, 1551 nt
Organism: Penicillium malachiteum
Lineage: Eukaryota; Fungi; Ascomycota; Eurotiomycetes; Eurotiales; Aspergillaceae
Product: Zn(2+) transporter ZRT3
Exons: 3
Coding region: 1-1551 (516 amino acids)
Biological process (GO): zinc ion transmembrane transport
Cellular component (GO): membrane
Molecular function (GO): zinc ion transmembrane transporter activity
Source: RefSeq, a predicted model, not a curated record
AUGGCUACCAGCAACGAUCUUCGGGGCUGGGUGAUGAGCAUUGUCUCAGGCAUUGCUUGUGUCCUGGGAUCCUCGGUCAUCUGCGCCGAUCUGGUAGUGCGGCGGGUAACUCGCGAUAAGAGCUUCCAGAUCGCCAACAGCAAUAACUUUCUGUCGGCCUCACUAUGUCUCAGUGCAGGUGUAAUGCUCUUCACCUCUUUGUAUAGUAUGCUUCCUACCUCGCAGAACUACCUCGCUCGCGCCGGCUUCUCUCCCUCCCAGUCGGCGUAUAUUUUGAUCGGUCUCUUUCUUGCCGGCGUUAUCGUGAUCCGGCUUGUCUCCAGCUUCAUUCAUCGUUUCAUCCCAUCGCAUGUGGUCGAUUGCGCACACAGCCAUGCAUCCCCGGAACAAGAUCCCGAGCGUGGCGAAACGCAACGACAUGGGCAUGAUAACCAUACCCAUACUCAUGCCAAUGGUAAUACGGAAAGGACCCCUCUUUUACGACCAUCGCAUCCUCAGGCUUUCAAAUCUACACCAGCCGUGCUGCAACGUACAAGCUCCGGUUCCAAGUCCGUCAAGCGGGAAUCGUUACGCGCGAUCCUGGCGCGCCGUCUGAGUGCACUGGUUGGUGGCGCCAAGCCGAUCUGCGACGAGAAUGGACCUUGCUAUGGAGUUUCGCAAACAUGUGGCCAGGAAUGCACCAAGGUGCUUCCGAAACUUACUCCUCCGCCGUCAAUCUGCACGGAUGAAGUCGUACGACCGGGUCUGGUCCCACAACAUCAAAGUAUUGCGGUGCAUCUGGACUCGGAGCGGGACCCUGGUGUAGAUUCGAACGUGGAUUCAGUUCUGGCGACAACCGACACGGGUUACUAUGAUGCGAUAUCUGCUCAGCAUCCUCUUCAUUGUGCAUCUGCAAGUGCCAGUGUACCCGCAUCUUCUUCCUCGUCGCAAAUACAUCAUAAUUCAGACGAAACUACAAAUAACCAUUCCAAUACUAACUCGCAUCAUAAUCACCAUCAUCACCAUGAAGAUAUUGAUUCGGCAGCUAAAUCUGCCACAGACACCACACAUCAUCAUCACGUCCCGCAGAACGCAUUCCUCUCUAUCGGUCUUCAAACCUCCCUUGCCAUCGCUUUGCACAAACUUCCAGAGGGAUUUAUUACAUACGCGACCAACCAUGCUAACCCAACCCUCGGUUUUACCGUAUUCCUUGCUCUAUUCAUCCAUAACAUUGUCGAGGGUUUCGCUAUGGCACUACCCCUGUACCUGGCGUUGAACUCUCGAUGGAAAGCCAUGUUUUGGUCCAGUCUACUCGGUGGUAUCAGUCAGCCGGCAGGUGCUGGUCUUGCCGCCCUCUGGAUUUGGACCUCCGGACAUACCGGAAAAGACUCCACAGGCCCCUCGUGGGGUGUAUAUGGAGGCAUGUUCGCUGCUACAGCUGGCGUGAUGACCUCUGUCGCUCUACAACUGUUCAGCGAGGGCUUGACACUGACUCACCACCGAAACAUGGGCAUUGGAUUUGCCAUUGCUGGUAUGGGCUUGAUGGGUGUAAGCUUUGCCCUGACGGCAUGA